Messenger RNA from Erigeron canadensis, 4090 nucleotides. RefSeq names its product kinesin-like protein KIN-6. Gene Ontology annotation, biological process: microtubule-based movement. Lineage: Eukaryota; Viridiplantae; Streptophyta; Magnoliopsida; Asterales; Asteraceae. The record is from RefSeq and is a predicted model, not a curated record. Gene Ontology annotation, cellular component: microtubule; kinesin complex. The transcript is spliced from 37 exons. Gene Ontology annotation, molecular function: microtubule motor activity; ATP hydrolysis activity; microtubule binding. Bases 13 to 3876 code for a protein of 1287 amino acids.
CCAAAAUUAAAAAUGGAGGAACUCAAAAGUCCACCACCGUCAUGCCCUAAAACCGUCACGGUCCGCCGUAAUCCACCCCGUCGAGCUAGACCAACUCCGUACUCCGCCGCACCGUCUUCUUCCUCCAAACCCCCUCCGCCGUCCUCCUCCAUUAUCCGCUCUUUCCCGAUCGACGACAUCCUUUCAAUCAACAUCCCCGAACCACCUCCUUGUUCCGAAAAUCAACCAAAAUCGUCAGAAAAACUCAAAGUAUUUCUUCGAAUACGACCGCCGAUCGUUGUACCGAUUCCACCGAAACCUCAACCGAAAACUGCGUGGCCUCAAAACCCUAAUAAGAAAAACGAAGGUUCGAGAAAGGCGACGGAAACUUGUUUAAAAGUGAUCGAUUCGUGUUCUGUUACGCUUUGUCCUCCACAAAGUGUCGUUGAUGUCCGUCGGACCAAGUCCGAGGUUUAUCAAGGGUUUUCGUAUGUUUUUUCCCCUCAAUCGACUCAGAAUGAAGUUUAUGAAAAAAUGGUGAAUCCAUUGGUAGAUGAUUUCUUGAAGGGGAAAAGUGGAAUGUUAGCGGCAAUGGGGCCGAGUGGAUCUGGCAAAACACAUACUGUCUUUGGGACUAAUAGAGAUCCAGGCAUGGUCUCUCUUGCUCUUCGACAAAUAUUUUCAAAAAACAAAGGCAAAGGACCCAAGAUAUCAAGGACUUUUUUUCUGUCGAUGUUUGAAAUAUAUUCUGAGCGUGGAAAAGGAGAAAAGAUGAUGGAUUUGUCACAUGAAGGAGGUGAUGUUUAUAUGCAGCAAUCAACUAUUAAAGGGCUCCAAGAGGUAGCCAUUCACGAUGCUCAACAGGCUGAAUCUUUGAUUGCCAGUGGAAUGUUAAGGCGUUCAACUGCUAUGACGAACUCCAAUAUUCAGUCGAGCCGAUCACAGUGCAUCAUAAACAUUCGCUCUGGUCUUGAUAACCUUGGUGAAGAUGCUACUGCCCAUUUAUGCACUGCUACAUUGACCAUAGUUGAUCUCGCAGGAGCUGAAAGAGAAAAGAGGACUGGAAACCAGGGAGCUAGACUGCUAGAGAGCAACUUUAUCAACAACACAGCUAUGGUUUUUGGAUUAUGCUUGAGGUCUUUAUUAGAGCAUCAGAAGAACCCCAAGAAACCUUUUCAUAAGCAUUUCCAGAAUUCUUUGUUGACUAAAUACUUACGUGAUUUUUUGGAAGGAAAGAAGAGGAUGGCAUUGAUUUUGACUGCAAAACCAGGGGAGGAUGAUUAUCAGGAUACAUCUUAUUUGCUAAGACAGGCUGCACCAUUUAUGAAUAUCAAGUUUGAGAACGUGGAAGAACAGCCUGCUAUUACGUUGGGCAAUAAGAGAAGGACCCAAGGAUUAUUGAAAGCAGAGCAUGUGAAGCGCAAGAAGCUGAAUUGUAUUGAAGUUUCUCCGGGUGACGAGGUGAAAUGUGGGGAUCAGUGUGAGCCUCAUAAAGAAGAUCCUGUUAGUAUUGAAUUAGAAUCAGAAAAAGACUACUUAGCUAAGGAAAAUGUUACCAGUUCACGGAAGAGGGCUAAAGAGAGCCAAAUUCUUUUAAAUAUCUCUAUAGCAAUGUGGAAUGUUUUGAAAGAAUAUAAAAAGAAACUACAGGCUAGUGAAAAUGAAGCUGAUACACUAAGACGUAGCCUCACUAUUAAAGCAGAAAGAUGCACUGCAUUAGAAACUGAACUGAUUCUAGCAAAAGCUUCCUGCUCAUGUGGGAAGGAAGUUGGUGCAGAGUAUCUUGUGCCCAAAGAAAAUGAAGUUGAGGCUCUAUCAACAAGCUGCUUAACUGAGUUGCAGAGGCACUGGCCAGUUGAUAUUCAUGUGGGUACAAGUUCGGCUGAAUUAGCAUCAACAUCGCCAAUUGCCCAAAUUGUUGAAGAGCAGCGUAGCGAGAAAAAUUAUGUCCCCGGUGAAUAUGUUCUGUUUGGUAAACAUGAUUUGACGGAGCUUGGAGACACCGACUUCAUCAGUGAAGUUGCAGGUUGUGAUACAUGUAAGUCAGCUGUAUGUGAUGCAUUUGUAGACGGAGAUGAAAUUUCUUCCCAUGUCAAAGGAGACCAAAGGAAACAUGAGCAGCGCGAGCCAAAUGCACAACUUUCACCUUCAGAUCCCAGCGAGUCAGAAACCUUCCAAAAGCAGGAGGGACUGGGUGACACUGUUAAUAUUGAUCAGGAAUUAAGUUCUGUUGAAGCUGUAUCAAUAUCCAGUGAUUUUGAAAAGUUUGAAGUGCAGAGCAAUGAGAAAGUGGAUGCUUCAAGUCCAAGUAUUGUGGCUGGUAAACAAGAAUACAAGGAAGCUGAAAAAAUUGAGAUCACUGGACAAUUAACAGGUUGUGAUAAUAUAGAGUCAGCUGUUUAUGAUUCAGAGUUACUUGUAAAUGAAGUAAACCUUCCUUCAGUUGUGAAGGUAUAUGGAUGGAAAGCUGCCGAAGCAGAUUCAACUGCACAUGUUUUAUCUUCAAAUCCAAGUGAAGUAGAGUGUUCUGAGAAGCAUGACAUAUUGGAUGACACUGGAGUAAGUUCGGUUGAAGGUGUAUCUAUUUCUAGCGAUCCUGAAAAGUUUGAUGUGCAAAGUUUUGAGAUGGUUGAUGUUUCAUGGCCAAGCUCUGUCUGUGAUACACACGAAUUGAGAGGUGUUAAAGAAAGAGAGGCCAAUGGAGAAAUAAUAGAUCCUGCUGGUCAAGAUUCAGAGUUACCUUGCAUAGUUGGAGAUGAAAUGUCUUUAUCGUUGGUAGAAGACCAGCUAGAACGGGAAGAAAAAGAGAUAGUUGAUGUUUCAUGUCCAAGCUGUGAUACAAAAGAAUUGAGGGGUGUUGAAGAAAAAGUGGCCAAUGGAGAAAUAACAGGCUGGGAUACUUUAGAUCCUGCUGCUCAAGAUUCAGAGUUACCUUGCAUAGUUAGAGAUGAAAUGUUUUUGUGUUUGGCGGAAAACCAACUAGAACCGGAAGAAAAAGAGGUAGUAAGUUCGGAUGAAGUUGUAUCUACUUCCAGUGAUCCUGAAAAGUUUGAUGUACAGAGUAAUGAGAUAGUUGAUGUUAUAUUUCCAAGCUCUGUAUGUGAUAAGCAAGAGUUGAGGGGUGUUGAAGAAAGAGAGGCUAAUGGAGAUAUAACAGAUUUUGUUGGUCAAGAUUCAGAGUUACCUUGCAUAGUUGGAGAUGAAAUGCCUUUGUGUUUGGUGGAAGAACAACCAGAACAGGAAGAUAAAGAGGUAGUAAGUUCGGUUGAAGUAACACCAAUUUCCGGCGAUCCUGAAAAUUGUGAUGUACAGAGUAGAGAGAUAGUUGAUGUUUCGUGUCCAAGCUCUGUAUGUGAUAUACAAGAAUUGAGGGCUGUUGAAGAUAGAGAGGCUAAUGGAGAAAUAACAGGCUGUGAUGCUUUAGAUCCGGCCGGUCAAGAUUCAGAGUUACCUUGCAUAGCUGGAGAUGAAAUGUCUUUGCCUUUGGUGGAAGACCAACCAGAACAGGAAGAAAAAGAGGUGAAUAUUCUAAGAUCAUCAUCAAAUCUGGACGAACCAAAGUGCGAACAGAAAAUCCAAUUAUUAGAUUCAACUGACCUCCCGGAUCAACAAUUGGUCCUGAGAAAUGAUGUUAUUAGUUCUCAAAAGUCCAACACCAGUAAGUUUUCUGAGGCUCCAAGUGUUCAACCUUGCCAACCAAGCAUUGUGAAACCAAAAAGGAGACUACGACCUGCUUCAUCUGUGAUGCUGAGGAAUAUAAAUGUUUCAGAUUUCGAUGAAGUAACCGAGAUGCCAAAGCAACACGGAAAAAGAGGUCAAAAGGAAAAUGUUGGUGAUAAGAGAACACAAGGUAGCAUCUCUCUUUUACGCCUCCUGAAACCAAAUCUCCAUCGCUAGAAACUAGUAUUUGGUUGCUAUAUUAUUUGGCUUCAGUUUUCCCUUUUUAUAUUUUAAAACAUCAAGUUGGAAAUUCCAUUCUUAGCUCGUUACUAGUUGCAACUUGUAAACGGCUUUUUUGUGGGUUUCGUAAGUAGUCUUUGCUCCCUUUAUAAGAACAAUGGAUGGUUAAUUUUCAUUAAACUAACAUAUAAUUUAUAAAAUAUAUAAUAGU